Hippocampus comes (tiger tail seahorse) is the source of this 2282-nucleotide messenger RNA. It is a transcript of the gene wdr21, whose product is annotated as WD repeat domain 21. Gene Ontology annotation, molecular function: protein binding. The transcript has 13 exons. Bases 630 to 1793 code for a protein of 387 amino acids. Gene Ontology annotation, cellular component: Cul4-RING E3 ubiquitin ligase complex. NCBI's taxonomy places the organism in Eukaryota, Metazoa, Chordata, Actinopteri, Syngnathiformes, Syngnathidae. The record is from RefSeq and is a predicted model, not a curated record.
AAGGCGGGACCAAAUGGCGGAAACUCACUCGCCGAAAAGCUCAAUUUCCAAGCUUGGAAAUUAUUUGAAACUACGAAAACGUCCAGUUCUUCUACACGUCAUGCAGUUUACCAACAGGUAAACGAAACUCACUACUUGAAUGUUAUACUUUGCUGCUAAAUUAGCCGCAGCAUCACGACAACCCGCAAACUUUGGCGAGCUCCACGCUGGAACACGUUGUAAUGAGAUGGAGUGACAACAAAAACAAAACAGACAAUGUGGCAUCCGUUCAGGGUGGACUAAAGUAGCAAGAUGAAAAAGUGGAACUGGAAAGAUGGCCAACGAGACCGGAGAGAACAGCAAGGUUACACUCGGCACCGUGGACGUGGACGGUACCGGGCAAGACAGUGGAGACCAUCACGGGUCGACAGAAAUGGUGAUGCAGGGCCUUCUUCCAUAAGAUCUGACAACCAAGCCAGCUCUUCUUCCUCAAACAGCAGCGCAGCGCCAGGUCAGUACCAGAGCUGCCAGGUUUCUACUUUGACCCGGAGAAGAACCGAUACUUCCGCUUGUUGCCGGGUCACAACAACUGCAACCCUCUUACCCGAGAGCAGCUGAAGGAUAAGGAACGUGAGAAAGAGAGGGCUCGGAUGCUUGCGGAGGAUGGCAAGGCCACAAAAAAAGCACCGAGGGCAGGGCUCAAUGCUUCCUUGAUUCUACAGAAUCGACACCUUGGGCUGUUAUCUGAGAUGUCCUACUGCAGACGGGUUCACGAGUGUAGGAUCAGCACCAUGAGACGUUGCAAGCUGGACUACCAGAGCACAGACGACAUUAGGACCAUCGUGGCCGACUCCAAGUGUGAGCAAGUGUUCACCGUCAGCGACAUGUCCCACGGGGGCUGCAAGUACGGCUACAUGAGCUUCAGCAAAAGCAGCAACAGUGGGUCUCUGUCUGUGGAAACGUGUGACAACCCUUCCAUCACCGACUGCAAGGUGAAUUCCAUCUGCUGGGCCUCGGUCAGCUAUCCGGACUCUCAUGUGUUACUGUGCCUGGUGGGUGUUGUGGACAGGCCCAGCUACGUCACUUUGCUUCCCGCCUCGCUGUUCAGCAACACUGACUCAAAUCAGCCAGGGAUGCAUUGCAAUUUUAAGAUCCCCACUGCCUGGUGCUGUGCUUGGUGUCUACAUCCGCAGUUUGACAAGUGGUUUAGUGUAGGUUUAUCUCAUCAGGUGGUCCUGCAACAAGCCAUCACGGGCAAAAAACAAACUAUCAGCGUCAACAGCGACGUUUUGGCUCAGCAGUUUUGUGUUAGAGUCCCCUUGCUGUUCAAUGGCUGCCGAUCGGGAGAGAUUUUCGGCCUCGACGCACGCAAGCACAGAGGCAGCAAGGCGAUGAGCUUUAGGCAAGAAUCGUCCAUCACGUCGGUGCGCAUCCUGCGGGAUGAAAACUACCUGCUUGCUGCAGACAUGUCAGGCCAGAUCAAGCUCUGGGACAUCCGGGCCAGGAAGCCAAUACAGCAAUACCGGGGCCACUACAACGAGCAUGCCCACCUCCCCAUUCAUGUCAGUGAGCCUGAGGGCCUUCUUUUGGCUGUGGGUCAGGACUGCUACACGAGGUGCUGGAGCCUGCGUGAUGGCCACCUUCUGAGGACCAUCCCGUCGCCCCACCCGGCCGCCAACGACGCCAUCCCCAGCGUGGUCUUCUCCUCUGGCCUCGGUGGCCGCACGGGGGUCCCGGGCCUGCUUAUGGCUGUCAAAAAAGACCUCUACCACUUCCCCUACAACACAGAUGAGACCGAGUCACAGGAUGUCUGAUUGAAUGUCGAAGAAUUUCAAAUAUGUUUGUUUUUCUGUUUGCAGUGGUGUUGAAUUCCACUGCAAUAAACUGAGAGUUAUUUCUUAUAUUUUCAGUAGUUCUAGAGCUAGAGAGAAGAAGAAGUUCUAGAGCUCCAUCUUUGUAUUUUAUAACAGGAAGAAUGAUGGAAACUUUUACACAAGUAUGCUUGAGUAAGCAAAUCAAAAACGACAAAACAUAAGGUGACAUGUUUGGUGUUUAAUUCAUGAGCAUGGUGCAUUUGUUGUAGCGUUGCUUUAACUUUGUAUCAUGUUCAUUUUUGAAAAUUUACAUACAGUACUUCGUUGCAGUUUUGUGUUUAAAAAAACCCGCUUUGUCUGACGUUCUUAAAUUGUUCUAAAAAAAAAAAAAAAAACGCACAUUAAAUUAAACCCCAGCAAACUCAGGAAAUGACAUUCUCGCAUUCUAUUGUAUCCUUGGCAGAUGUACGGAGGACAUGUCCCUGGCAA